UAUCAGAUGUUAGAUAGAGCUGAAGUGGUGAAAGAUUUGACUAUCCUUAAUUCACAUCGAGUAUCAUAACUUCACGUCAGAAAAUAUGAAAACCGUUUUUGUAGUUGUAGCAAUCAUUUGUGGUGUUUGUGAAGGCCAAUUCAAUUUAGCGGAAUUUGGUUCCUGCAAUAAAAGAUGUGGUGUAGUGGGCCUCCCUUGUGCCUGCAUAAAGAAUUGUAAAAGUGCAUUCUGCUGUAAGGAUUUCGACGAGUAUUGUACGAAUAACAAUUUAGGAACGAUUUCAUCUUUGAGCGACUUGCUUUCUGGUCAAAAUGUCGGUAAUAUUCGUGUUAUUACCAUAGGAUCUCCAGACAAUAAUCAAAAUCAAAAUACCGGCUCUUCUCAGAUUUUUUGUUCAAACCCUGCCCCAAUAUCUAACGGAAGGCAUUCAGGAACCAGGACGUUUUAUACCCUGGAUUCAAGCAUCACAUAUACAUGCGAUUCCGGUUACACUAUGAAAGGAAUACCAAAAAGAACAUGCACUUUCGAUAUCCUUGGUCCAUUAUCUGGUGGUUCGCCAGGACUUAGGUGGACACCGAAAGCUCCUACUUGCGAAAGUAAUACACCUGUUGGCUGUAAUCCACGCAACUGUGGAUUUGUACCUCUCUGUUACAAUCCUAAUUGCCCAGCAUAUCCAAAUGCGGUAUGUAAACCGUCAUAUUGCGACUGUACAGAAAAUUACGAAGUAAACGGACAGUCUGUUAACUGCAAUGAACAGCUGUGUGAACCAAGGAAUUGUGGAAUUGUACCUCUAUGUUAUCGGUCAAAUUGCCCAGCUUAUCCAUAUGCUGAAUGUAAAUCAUCUUAUUGUGAUUGUAGAGAAUGGUAUGAAGUAAAUGGACAACGAGUCAACUGCGGAGGUGGAGGAAAUGAUCCUUGCCAAAACAACAAUUGCCAUGAAAAUGCAGACUGCAUCCCAAAUGGCCAGUUUCAAUUUACUUGUCGAUGUAAAAGUGGGUACGAUGGAAAUGGAUAUCGAUGUACGGGAUAUGAUCCCUGUCAGAACAACAAUUGUCAUGAAAAUGCAGACUGCAUCCCAAAUGGCCAAUUUCAAUUUACUUGCCGAUGUAAAAGUGGGUACGAUGGAAACGGAUAUCAAUGUAGGGGUUAUGAUUCUUGUCAAAACAACAAUUGUCAUGAAAAUGCAGACUGCAUCCCAAAUGGCCAAUUUCAAUUUACUUGUCGAUGUAAAAGUGGGUACGAUGGAAACGGAUAUCAAUGUAGGGGUAAUGAUCCUUGUCAAAUCAACAAUUGCCAUGAAAAUGCAGACUGCAUUCCCAAUGGACAAUAUCAAUUUACUUGCCGAUGUAAACGUGGGUAUGAAGGAAAUGGAUAUCAGUGCAGAGAUUACACUCAGACAGAGCAGCCGUGUGAACCAAGGAACUGUGGGAUUGUACCUUUAUGUUAUCGACCAAAUUGCCCUGCUUAUCCAUAUGCUGAAUGCAAAUCAUCCUAUUGUGGUUGUAGAGAAUGGUAUGAAGUAAAUGGACAGCAAGUCAACUGUGGAGGCGCAGUAAACUUUGCAGGCACAGAAAACGAUCCUUGCCAAAAUAACGAUUGCCAUGAACACGCAGACUGCAUCCCAAAUGGACAAUUUCAAUUUACUUGUCAAUGUAAAAGUGAUUAUGAUGGAAAUGGAUAUGAAUGUACACCAACGGACCCUUGCCUAGAAAACGAUUGCCACGAAAACGCCAAUUGCUUUCCAACCGGACAAUUUGGAUUCUCCUGCCAAUGUAAGAAUGGAUACGAAGGGGAUGGACGCGACUCUUGCGGAGGUUCUUGCAAAGGACGAUGUGGUAGCUAUGAAGGGGCAUGCCUUUGUACAGACUGUGAUCAAUUCUCUUCUCGUUGCUGCGACGACUAUCAAAGCGUUUGCGCCCGCAUAAAUCCAUCUCUUUCCUCUGAUUUUGGGCAACAGAAACCGCAGUUUUCUUGCAAAAAGCCCGGUUUUAUCGAAGGCGGUACACAUUCUGGUGUUUCACAAACGAGCUUUCCUGUCGGAUCAACCAUAUAUUACAAUUGUUUCAUUGGUUAUUCCAUCGUUGGAGCAAGACAGAGAACUUGCAGUCAAAGCAGCUUUGGAUUUGGACAAAAUGCGGAAUGGAUUCCGGCGGCACCCACCUGUGAAAGUGGAGGAAAUGAUCCUUGCCAAAACAACAAUUGCCAUGAAAAUGCAGACUGCAUCCCAAAUGGCCAGUUUCAAUUUACUUGUCGAUGUAAAAGUGGGUACGAUGGAAACGGAUAUCGAUGUACGGAUGCCGACCCCUGUAGUGGCAUUAAUUGUCAUCAAUCCUCGUUCUGUCGACCGGAAUCCGGUGAACCCGUUUGCUUUUGCAUAAAACAGCAGUGGGAGUGUGACUCUUAUUGCCAACCUGAACCUAACUCAUAUUUGGAUGGAGAACUUGCGAUUAACAGUGGAAAAUUUGCAGAAUCGAAGGGAAAUCUUCCUGCUGAACUUAGAGUUGAAUACGAUAUUGUCACUUAUUACAUUUCUGUGGAAGAAACCGAUUCCGCUUCGGAACACGUCAUCAAUGUUGCAAAAUUACUCGAUUCUAAAAACCUUUGGACUUUAGGAACUCAGCUGCAGCAACAAUACUUUCAAAGUUCGGUUCCGUUGCAAAAAGCUAUGCUCGCCUAUUUCGUAGGCGUAUUGGGUGAUAUAACAUGGGCUAAUAACCAAUUUAAUUUUAUGCAAACAAUAUUUGCUGACGCUAUGGAUGGACCUGUGGGUGAUAUUAUAAAAGAUAUUGACCAAGACUUACAAAUUCUUUAUCAAGAAAAAGAAAAUGGCGGAAAUGGACAACAACAACAAGGAGGUCAAGCAAACGAUAAAUUGGCAGAAGCAAUCGAAAGUGAAAUGGAAAUCAUUGUUCGAAUCAAAACUUCAAUUGGUUGGUCAUGUUCAAAAGACUUAGUAAUAUACAUGGGAGAACUAUUGAAAGCUUUUAAACCAGACGGUCUGAGUGGUAAGUUAAAGGAGUUACUGAAAAAGAAGUUGAUAAGAAGAAAUCCGAUCAGUCGAGCAAUAAUAUUGUAUCUACUCGGUAAAACUGACCCAGCAGAAUUGGCAUGUUCUCUUCGAGCGCUAGAAAUGAUCAAAAAAAGCGUUGUUGGAGAGUGCCGCUCGUUUAUUAGCGCACUUAUCACAUCACUGAAGAAAAAAGAUAAAUUCAAAAAAGAGGAUGUUGUGAAAACCUAUUUGAAAAAAAUUGAAUCGUUGGCAACUAGCAAGCCAGAAAAGGCGUGUUAUUUUGUUGAUUCACUUCUCUCAAUUUUGUCGGGCAUGGAUCCUCAAAAAAGACCUGAAAUCGUAAAAUUACUCGAAUCUCUCCUCGAAAACAAAAAUACCAACAGUGAUGCUGUAUUACGCUACCUCAUAGCUAAACUUGAUCCGAAUAAGGCCAAAGAAAACCGAGACAAAAUGGUUCAGAUUCAAGCCGUCUUGAAAAAGAAAGGAAAAGAUUAUUUGGUUACAAAAUUGUUGGAUAACCUAUGAGCUUUCAAAUGAGAUCUUGGAUUUUUUUUUUACAAAAAUGAGGACGGAACGCGUAAUUGACUAUUAUGGUAUUUGUAUUGCAUGAGAAGUACAAUGACGAUCUUUUCGUUUUUAACAUGUAUAAAUUUAUAUUAAACAAU
Molecule: messenger RNA, 3675 nt
Organism: Styela clava
Lineage: Eukaryota; Metazoa; Chordata; Ascidiacea; Stolidobranchia; Styelidae
Source: RefSeq, a predicted model, not a curated record